Molecule: messenger RNA, 1753 nt
Organism: Vicia villosa (hairy vetch)
Lineage: Eukaryota; Viridiplantae; Streptophyta; Magnoliopsida; Fabales; Fabaceae
Product: E3 ubiquitin-protein ligase PUB22-like
Exons: 1
Coding region: 82-1407 (441 amino acids)
Biological process (GO): protein ubiquitination
Molecular function (GO): ubiquitin protein ligase activity
Source: RefSeq, a predicted model, not a curated record
UUCAUUUUCUCAACUCUUCACCAAAAAAGCAACAACUUCUCAAAAAGUCCAAGCUUUCUGCUUCUGAAAUAUUCAUACACAAUGAAUCAAGAUAUAGAUGUUUCACCAUUUUUCCUUUGCCCUAUUUCACUACAACUCAUGAACGAUCCUGUUACUGUCUCAACAGGAAUAACCUACGACAGACAAUCCAUCGAAAAAUGGCUCUUUUCGUCCCAAAACAAUACAUGUCCUGUCACAAAACAACAACUCUUACACGAUCACCAAAAUCUCAUUAUUCUCACACCAAACCACACUCUUCGUAGACUCAUUCAAGCAUGGUGCACCAUUAACUCUUCUUAUGGUGUCCAAAGGAUUCCAACUCCAAAACCACCAACAACACAAACCCUUAUAGAAAAACACCUCAAAGAAGCUUCUGAAUCUUCGGAUUCACCUCAUCUGCUUAUUCAAUCACUCAGAAAGCUCAAAACAAUAGCCUCCGAGAGCGAAACAAAUCGACGGUGUAUCGAAUCUGCCGGUGCAGUAGAGUUCUUGGCAUCAAUAGUAACAAAAAACAACACAAACUGUUCAUCUUCAUCUUCAACAACAGAAUCAACCGAAACUAAUAUUCUUGAUGAUGAUAAUAUUGAAGGUUUUGCUUUUGACUUUGAUAUUGGUGCAGAAGAUGAAGCUGUAAGCAUCCUUUACAAUCUUCAUUUAACCGAACAAGGUUUGAAAACUCUCUUAAACUUCAACAAUGGAGAAUUUUUAGACUCUUUAUUGAGGUUAAUGCAAAAGGGUAAUUAUGAUUCAAGAACAUACGCAGUUUUUUUGUUGAAAUCUAUGUCAAAGGUUGCUGAUCCAUCAGAACUAGCAAAUCUAAAAACCGAGUUUUUCGUCGAACUAGUUCAGCUUCUUAAAGAUCAGAUAUCAAAAAAGGCGUCAAAGGCAACACUGCAAACAUUGAUUCCACUCGUUGAAUUUGGGAGAAAUAGAGUAAGAGCAGUGGAAUCAGGCUGUGUUUCUGUUUUAAUAGAACUUCUUCUUGAUUGCAAAGAAAGGAAGCCGUGUGAGAUGAUUUUGGUGCUGUUGGAGAUGUUAUGUCAAUCUGCUGAUGGAAGAGCUGAACUCUUAAGCCAUGGAUGUGGUUUAGCUAUUGUUUCAAAGAAAAUUUUGAGAAUUUCAACAAUGGCUAAUGAUAGAGCAGUGAGGAUUCUUCUAUCAGUUGCAAGAUUCUCUGCAACACAUAUAGUUGUUCAAGAAAUGCUGCAAAUAGGUGUUGUUGCAAAGCUUUGUUUGGUUCUUCAAGUUGAUAGUGGAAAUAAGGCUAAGGAGAAAGCAAGGGAGAUUCUUAAACUUCAUGCAAAGUCUUGGAGUAAUUCUCACUGUGUACCUACAAAUUUGCUUGCUUCAUACCCAACAAGUGGUUGAAAAAGUUAGAGGGUUUUUUCAUUUUUCAUUUAUUUUACCGGUUUUUGUUUUUUCUUUGUGUAUAGAAAUUAGACUUGUUAAAAGAACAUUAAUUGAAAAAUGGGAAAGGUGUGGAUAUAAAAUAUUGUCCAUGAAAAUGAGUUGGAAACAAAUUGGGAUUAGAUGUAUAUUGUGAGUCGCUACACCAAUAAUGAUACAACAAAGUUUGUCAUGUUCAAUGUUGUUACUUGUUUUAAUUUCAUUCUCUUUUUUUAAGUUUUAAUUAAAUGAUAUUGCUUGAAAUGAUGUAAGCAUGCAUGUUAGUGAUGAAUAUUAAGAUACUUGUGAUGAGAUAUGAUUUUGAUAU